Messenger RNA from Boleophthalmus pectinirostris (great blue-spotted mudskipper), 1620 nucleotides. It is a transcript of the gene ccdc43, whose product is annotated as coiled-coil domain containing 43. The transcript is spliced from 5 exons. The record is from RefSeq and is a predicted model, not a curated record. NCBI's taxonomy places the organism in Eukaryota, Metazoa, Chordata, Actinopteri, Gobiiformes, Gobiidae. Bases 14 to 661 code for a protein of 215 amino acids.
CGAACGGGCCAAGAUGGCGGCGCCCUCGUCCAGCACCGGGGAGUUUGAAAGCUGGCUAAAUGAGCGGCUGGACUCGCUCGAAGUGGACCGGGAGGUGUACGGAGCGUAUAUUUUAGGGGUCCUGCAGGAAGAAGAGAGCGACGAGGAGAAGGAGGACGCGCUACAGGGCAUUUUAUCCGCGUUUUUGGAAGAAGAUACUGUAGAUGACAUUUGUAAACAGAUCAUCAAACAGUGGACGGACUUUUGCAGUCGAAACUCUGCAAAAAAGGAUGGAGAAGAUGUGGAAGUACAGGCCAUUGCGAGCCUCAUAGAAAAACAGGCUCAAAUUGUGGUGAAACAAAAGGAGGUUUCUGAAGAGUCCAAAAAGAGGAAAGAAGCUCUGCUGGCCCAGUAUGCCAAUGUGACAGACGAAGAGGAUGAAGGGGAAGAAGAGGAGGCAGCCACUGCAAACCCAAUUCCUGGAAAUGAUAAAUCUUUAUUCAGAAACACCAACGUGGAGGAGGUUCUGAACAGACAGAAGCAGAAGAGAGACCAGGCUCGUGAGGACGCGCAGAAGAAGAAGGAAACGGACAAGAUGCAGAGAGAGAAGGACAAACUGGCCAAGCAGGACCGCAAAGAGAAGGAGAAGAAACGCACACAGAAGGGAGAGCGCAAGAGAUAAAACCAACAAAAUGGACACUUUCAAUGUGGGAAGAUUUUGUUAUCAAAUCUCAAAAUAAAAAACAAAGACCUUUUUAAGAUUUUGACACCUUUUAAUAUGUCACUACAAGUACCCUACUUCGUUGAUCUCUACAUGUUUAUCUUUGUGUCUGUUUACACUGAUCAGAACAUUUAGAAGGUCUUUUCCGGAAACUGUCAGGGUUGGUAUUUGGAAAUAAAGUCAAUGAAUUUACUAUUUUAAAUGAACAGUUAAGAAAUGCUUUUUUAGUUGUUGAUUUGGUUCACAGUUUGACAGUAACAAUGCUUUGGUUAAAUGGAAAAUCCUGGUUAUGGGACAGAUCUCUGAUUUUUCACUGUAGAAAUCACUGAGACACUGACCACUAAAUGCAUCAAAAGAAAUAAUGUAGCCAAAAUGUCUUCAUUGCAUAACCACAGAUGAAACCUUCUCUACAUUGAAUCACUCCUUGAAUGUAGGAUUACACCGUCUCAUUGCUAAACAACUAAUGUCUAGAGCCUAUUCAAAGGCAGAAUGAGGCACAGAUACUGCAAAUAGUUAUAUAUUAAGAUGAAAACGUUUUAUUUAAUUUUUAUUUCCACCACUAUACACAUUUGGGGGUCAAAAUUCAAAUCUGGUGAUGGUUACGAUUAUAAAUAGUUAACACAAGAAGCUCAGUUUCCUUUCUAGAGCAGCAGUUUAAAAAAGGUCUUUAAAGCAGAUCUCUAGACAUUUCAGAAGUUCAAAUAAGGAUGUUACAGAUUGCAGAUUUAGCUACAAACCUACAAAACUGUGUUGAAAUGUGAGGAAAAAAAAGCAUUUUCCAAUGAACAUGAAAUUAAUGCAAAAGUUUUUGGUAUGACAAAAUUCAUCAUUUACUUUUAUGAUUGAAAAUUAUACCUCAAAAAUGUAUCAUAAUUUGUAUGUUUACUAUGGGAAUCACAUACUUUUUCAAUAAAGCAGAA